AUGCGCCACUCACCUAGUUGGGAGUGGUCUGAUAGUGACAGCCACUCUCCGAUUCAAAAACUUGAAUUAUUUGCCCCCCAAGAACCUCAGCAAGAUGCGCCUGCCUCUGAUAUUGCGUCUGGGGAAUUAACUGUGUCUGAACCAGGCUGGAGUGAUGACUCGGACUCAGACUCACCGAUGCCAUGGGACCCUAUUUCUUCGAGUGGUCCCAUACGCUCCAGCCCUGUUAACGAAUCAGAUCCUUAUGAACGUGCAGCACAUCGAAGGAGGAAGGGAUACAAAAAGCGGGCACAUACUUUGGCUGGACAAAAGGAGGAUAACGAAAAACAGCUGAGGAAAAACAAGCGUGAGACUUUGGAUGGAAUUCUGGCGACGUUGAACCAGCAGGGUUUGAAGGUUUGGGAUUUUAUGGAACAUGUCUUCCAUCCGAAGAGCAAGAAAGGUAGUGUGCAGUGGCAACAAUUCUUCUCCACCCAGGCAAAUGUGACACAGCUCCUUGACUGGUGGACUUCCUCUAACAACAGCCGCACUGCACGGAAGUACAUCAAUCAGUGGAUUCAAGGGCAUGUGGCUGCGGUGGUAUCUCAGGAGGCUCGUAGAGUUACCAAGCUCAAGAAGCUCCAAACCAUGGGCAAGACGAUUGACAGUACAUUCGCUUCAACAUUCAGCUUCCCAGCUAUCCAUUCCAUGCUCUCGAAGGAUGCGCCUUUUACUUUAUCUGUUCUCCAGUCAUUGGCGACAGCUCGAAAAGCGGCAACACACACCCAAAAGCGAAAGAACAGAACAAAGAUGUUUACCCUCUCCGAGGUAGUCAUCUCAGCUGCGCUGGCCUGUCUUGGGGAGUAUAGUCAUGCCAACAACCUUGCAAAAAGGAUGAUUGGAAUGUACAUGUAUGCUUCUGGUGCCCAGCGACAGGCACUCUCGGUGUUGUCUACUCUUGGACUAUCCGAGAGCUAUGGCAACCUUAUAUCGAAGAAUGUGAGGCGUGUACGAAUGGUCAAAGGGAGAAAACAGAAGAUGAAGGAGAAAGGAAAGGAGAAAGAGAUGUAUUCAGAAGGUCCCAAGGUUCCGACUGGUACUCUCUAUCAGUUGUCAGAAUCCAUGCGACAGGAAACCCGAGAGAUCGCAGCAACAGGUCUUUUCGUAACUGUUUAUGACAACAUCAACAUUAAUUUUCGCAACCCUGAGGAAAUCAUUGGACGCCAUGACACACAAGAGAAUGGUACUUGUGCUGCACUUGUGCCACUAUUUGAUGCGAAGAUGGAGGACUUAAAUGUCAAGGACCUUCAAUCCUCAUUUCUCAAUGCCCCGGCGUUAUCCAUUGCAGAUAUUGUUCACACAAAAGACGAAAGGAAGGCCUUCAAGUCUCAUUUAAUAUUCACUAUUCUCCGCAUUCUUGUGAAGCAUGGUGGCCAAGGAUUUGAACGCUUCCAGGCUGAUCUUGACAAGGCACAGCCAGCAACAGCUGACAAUAUCAAGAUUCAUAAAUCACAAUUACACCCAUUGCCUGCUUGGAAUAUCGAUGAAUCUUCGAUCACAGGAAACGCGGAGGUUAUCGAGGCAAUAAAUAAAGAGCUUCAACUUGAUCAAGUUCCAGAAGCUGCAGAGCGUGUUCAAUUCCUUGCUGGUGAUCAGCUGUCCAUUGCUCGACUACAUGCUCUUGAGCUGAUCCGAGCUGGCCAUGAAAGUGGAAGGAAUGCAAUGUUCUGGGGUGCAUGGAUUCCAGGACUCUUUCAUGCCAAGAUCGCAGAUGCUCUAGGUACUCUCUUGACACAUUUUGGAAGACCUGACACUGGUUCACGCGAUCCCAAUUCACUGUGGUAUGAGAAUACACGUCUAGACCGACUACCGAUAACUGUGACUUCUUUGCCACCCUUCCGCAAAUGCCGUGAUCUCCUUUUCAUAUCGCUCUAUGCACGCAUCCUCCACUGCUUACUUCUUGUGUCCAAAUGCAACAGCCUGGAAGAAUAUCUGGUCAAAUUUAGCAGUUGGGGUGAUUUGACAAUGCACGCAACAAUGAUUUUCGAGCAGUUCACAAACUCAUCACAGGUACAAGAAUUGCGAAGCCGAGAAGGGGAAGGAGAUAUGGUGUUGGAAAAUGUGAUUCUCUUCAUGCGUGAUGCCCUUAUUUCCCAGGAAUUUACCGAUGCUGUGAAAGCUGGUGAUUCGGGAAGGGUUGUGCUCAUUCUGAAGACAUGGGCCUUGAGCUACCGAGGAAAUGGACGAACCAAGUAUGCUUACGAGAUGCUCCAUUUGAUCCACCAUCUCUCGAAAAUUUGGCCAAAAGGGAUACGCGAUAUCGUCUUGAAGAACUGGUUGUUGAAUACUACUGGCCACGCAAAUAGCUUUGUCGAAAUAGACCUUGUACAGGAGCAUCUAAAUUUCUGGAUCAAGACGGCAUACAAGGCCCAUGGCUCAAACACAUCAUGGGAUUGGCUGAAUACACUUGCACCCACAAUCGAGGUCUUGAGGAACACUGCCCGAAAUUUUAACGAUACUCUCGGUGCUGAUCAAGGAACUCGACACGCACCUCCUGACCUGACAAACGACAUCGCGACAUUGAUGGACAGCCUCAAUGAAAACAAUGUUUACCGCCUUCAAAAAGGAAGGGUUUUGGGCAAGGAUACAGGUGGCACCGUUAAAGACGUCAUUUUAGCGGGGCUACACAGUCUUACUGAAGGCGAAAAAACACCACUUACUGAAUACAACGAAGCCGUCCAGCGUCUACAACGCAGGCGCAGCAUGAUGUCCGUUGCUGAGCAAAAACUGCGAUUCCGACCACCAUCCGAGCCGCCAGCACCUGCAAAUAUCAAUCCCCCCACUAACCCGAGUCCACCCCUCGAAAAUCCAGCAGCGAUGCCAGUUGGAGAUGUUGGCGAAGGCAUGUUGGUGGAUGAAAGCGUUGAAAGAGAGCCUGAUGAAGCAUCUGAGGAACCGAAUGAGAUCGAGAGAAUUCUGGAUGAACUCACUGAUGGAAUUCCAGAAGCCACUCUUGUAAGGUUGAGCGAAGAAGAUGUCGCAUUGGAUAUGGAUGAGAGGCAACUGCGACAUUGUGUUCAUACGCUUUGUCUUGACCUCUUCGCUACCCUCUUUUGCUUCUGCUUUACUCACAUGGAAUUGAAUGGGAGGGUUGGAACCUCUGUUGAGAGCUCGUCACCGGCUCGCCACGGAGCUGCCAAGCAUGUACUCGCGGGUGACCAGCUGUCCAUCACUCGAUUACAUGCUCUCAAACCGAUCCAAAGUGGCCAUAAAAGUGGAAGCGAAGCGAUGUUUGGGAGUGCAGGGAAUCCGGGACUGUUUCACGCGAAUAUUGUGGAUCUUCUAGGUCCUCUCUCGACACAUUUCGGAAAACCUGACACCAGUCUGCGCAAUCCUGAUUCCAAUUCAUUAUCGUGCGAGGAUACAUGCGUGGACUGUGCCGAAGGCAAAAAAUCACCACCUACCAUGUUCUGGCCACCAUCUGAGCUGCCAGCUCCAGCAACUCUCAAACCCCCAACUAACCCAAUACUUUACCCUCCCCGGGUUAUUCCAUGUGGAAUCCAUGGAAUGGGGGGUGGACUGCAGAAAUUCCAGAUGGAUUCCAUGGAAGGGGGGGAUGGAUUCCAUGGAAGGGGGGGGAUGGAUUCCAUGGAAGGGGGGAUGGAUUCCAUGGAAGGGGGGGAUGGAUUCCAUGGAAGGGGGGAUGGAUUCCAUGGAAGGGGGGGAUGGAUUCCAUGGAAGGGGGGAUGGAUUCCAUGGAAUGGCUGA
Messenger RNA from Laccaria bicolor S238N-H82, 3747 nucleotides. RefSeq lists its product as uncharacterized. The record is from RefSeq and is a predicted model, not a curated record. Lineage: Eukaryota; Fungi; Basidiomycota; Agaricomycetes; Agaricales; Hydnangiaceae. The coding region runs from base 1 to 3747 and encodes 1248 amino acids. The transcript is spliced from 6 exons.